This is a messenger RNA of Glarea lozoyensis ATCC 20868, 315 nucleotides long. RefSeq lists its product as uncharacterized. The transcript has a single exon. Lineage: Eukaryota; Fungi; Ascomycota; Leotiomycetes; Helotiales; Helotiaceae. The record is from RefSeq and is a predicted model, not a curated record. Bases 1 to 315 code for a protein of 104 amino acids.
AUGGAAGCUCCCGAGGUCUGGAGUGCUGUCGAGGUCGAUUUUGUCCAAGUCAACAACACGCACACGACGUGGACGUGUAUCUGCGCUGUAUCGCCAGCACAACACCAAUCUUUGGCCACCCGAUUUGUCGUUGCAGUGGAGGUUGUCCGUCAGGAAGAAGAGAGAGGAAAACAGGCCUGGAAAAUAAAAGAAGAAGAAAGCUUCGGGCAAGACGCGACAAGAAUCACCUCGACACAACCCGGGCGACUGCAACCUCACAAACUCGCACUUGCUCCCUCCUCUACUCAGCAUCGCCUUCUCGCCCAAACCGGGUGA